AUGUCAUUACUCAAACUUGAGUCGUUACCCAACGAAAUUUUGCUUGAUUUUCUCGAAAAACAUGCAAAUGGUGUUGAUAUAUUAGUGGCAUUUAGUGAACAACUGAAUAGUCGUAUCGACGAUCUCAUUGGUCAAUGUCAACAAUUUCAAUUCGAUUUUUUACAUUGUCGAAAGGAUGAUUUCCUUCUAUGUGUAAGUCUAUUUCCAUUGUUGAUUGAUAGAAUUACAGAGUUAGUCUUAUCAGAAUGGAAUACACCACGUCAAAUUCAAACUUUUCUGGAAUUCUUUCCAUUAUUCACACCAUUUAAAACUCUUCGCACAUUAUAUUUUCAUUUUGAUAUCGCAACCAUUAAUUCGAAAGAAGUAGAUAGAGCUCUUUCCUCAUUGAGUAAUCUACAAAAUCUGAAUACUUUAUCAAUCAAAGUGGCAAAUGAAUCAAUGUUACCAUUACCAAUCAGUAUUAUUCAACUAUUCUAUCUGCCAACGUUGAAACGAUUCUCGAUUGCUAUUGAAAACUAUUAUUUAAGGUCAGUAUCCUUAGUACCUUUGAGACCAGUUUUAUGUAAUAUUGAACAUUUGACUAUUACAGGUAUGCCUUUUCAAUGGUAUGAUCUACAAUCGAUAGUUCAAUCUGCUUCUCAUCUUCGAUACCUUAAUGUUCGAUUAACCAAGGAAGGACCAUAUCUUUUUCAAAGAGAAAUGUCAAUCAAGCUGGAUUAUAUUGCAAUCCUUCAGACAUUGAUUUUACACUUUGAAGAAGACGAUCCAACGACAUUUGAAAUGGUUGUACAAUUGCUGCGAACUACACCAAAUCUUUGUCGAUUAGAAGUAACUGUUCAUGUUGCUUUAAUCAAUGCUAGUGCUUGGGAACAGUUCAUUCAAAAUACAUUAUUAUAUUUGAUACAUUUUAUUCUGAAAACAAGUCUAUCUCGUCUAAAGCAGCGCAUUCUCGAAGAAGUACUCAUCUCGUUCCAAACAUCAUUCUGGGUUGAAAAGAACAAUUUUCAUGUAUUAAUCUUAGAUGAUGAACAACUUCGAAAUGAAACAGAUGGAAUGAAUCAUAUUUGUGGUCGAAAACGACGCACAGCAAAUCAACAAAAUACAGAAUUUCGAACGGCAUUAGUACGCCCAACUAAUAAUAAUAUUUCUCCAACAAAUACUAUUAUAAAUUUGCAGUUUUCUAGAAAUUCCUCUCUUUUAUCAUGUCAACAUUUCUUUGACAACGUUCGAUAUCUUACUAUAUGUUAUACGGAGAAAAACCUAGUUCAAUGGAUAACUACAUAUGUUAAUUGUUUAAGAAUUGAAGAACUCGAUAUUUCAGUAUGCAGACAGGAUCAAACGACAAUUAUUCCAUUGUUAACUCAGGCUAAAAAUAUUAAAUCGCUGAAGUUGAACGCUAAUCAAUUAGUUAUGUAUCAAACAUUACAGAUCGAAACAAACAAUCAACUGAAAUCUCUCGUUUUAUCAGAUGUUAAAAACAUUUUUAAUGAAAAUAUAAUUCAAACCAUUGGUCAACUCUUUCCUCGUCUCGAACACAUUGUGAUUGACUUGUUGAAUCUCAACAAUAUUCCAAUGUUGGAUAUAUAUUUGCCUCAUCUUCGCAGUCUUACUUUUGACAUUAGCGAUCAAGUCUUCGAUCCAUUCAAUAGUUUUAAAAAUAAAAUAGAAGACUAUCAACGACGAACAAAAACGAAAUUUCUAUUUCAAUCCGAUGGAAACUGGGUUACCACUUGGCUCGAUGCAGCAGUAUUCGAACAAAUGUUUUGGGAAGCUUUUCGAACAAAAUUAUGUUCGUUCGGUUAA
Molecule: messenger RNA, 1803 nt
Organism: Adineta steineri
Lineage: Eukaryota; Metazoa; Rotifera; Eurotatoria; Adinetida; Adinetidae
Source: the annotation of a GenBank genome assembly